UGUAACACCAACACGUAGCACCUGCCGCCCCGUCGGGCGAUCGUUUGGCCAGUCAUGUCGUACAUGAGCAAAAUCUCGGCCGCGGCACAACUGGUCCAUGAGGAUGAGUUCCGGCGAAUGCUCGAACCCGGACGCAAGAAGCACGACAAGCUGAUCGGGAGGCUGCCGAAAGGGCAGGAGUCGCCCUUCGGAGACUUCCCGCCUGACUACACGAGGCCUGAAGAUACCACCAAGAGGUCGCCGGCUCUGCGAUUGCUGGGCACGGCGACCUUGACUCCGAGGACCACCCUGGAGCAGGCGCUGCCGACUGCACGAAGCCUUGGAGCCAAGACCCCGCGCACAGCCCGGGAUACGAGGUUGACGCCACGAGACGUGCGGCUCUCCCCGAGGGAGGCAUCCUUCGCCACACCAAGGAGCCUAGAGAGUUCUGCUCCGCCAGCGGCGGGUGCCUUCAAGAGGCGACCAAUCGAGCCCUCAGAGUUCCGGAGAUUCUACGACAGGAACGACCUUCCCAUUCAGAUCAUGCACACUGGCACCCAGAACCGAAUCGCCUGGAAGGUGGAUGUUGAGAAGUUGGACUAUCACCACUACCUCCCCAUCUUCUUCGAUGGGCUGCGUGAGAAAGAGGAGCCGUACCGGUUCUUUGCGGUGGAGGGCGUCUACAAUCUCCUGGAGAAGGGUGGAUCCAAGAUUCUGCCGGUGGUGCCGCAGCUCAUCAUCCCCAUCAAGAAAGCGCUAAACACGAGGGAUACCGAAGUUAUGGUCACAACCAUGAAGGUGCUGCAGACGUUGGUGCUCUCCGCAGAGAUGGUGGGAGAGGCGCUUGUGCCGUACUACCGGCAGAUUCUACCAGUACUGAACAUCUUCAAGUCCGCCACAAAGAGUACCUUCGACCAGAUGGAUUACUCGCAGCGGAAGCGGAUGGACAUCGGAGCCCUCAUCGAUGAGACUCUGGAAAUCCUGGAAACUCAUGGCGGAGAGGAUGCCUUCAUCAACAUCAAGUACAUGGUACCGACUUACGAGUCGUGCGUCUCUGUGUGAGGUCGCCCAAGGAGCGGGUUGAGGCGCUUGAGCUGAAAGAAGCCGGCGCUGCAAGUUAAGGGGCCACGGGACGCCUUUUGGGAGACCCAAAGGCAGGAUGCCAGGGCACGCUUCAAACGAGAUCGGCCAAGACAGCUCAAAGGAGCUCCGAUUUCGGACUGGGCUUGUGUAAAAUGCGGCA
Molecule: messenger RNA, 1222 nt
Organism: Effrenium voratum
Lineage: Eukaryota; Dinophyceae; Suessiales; Symbiodiniaceae
Source: the annotation of a GenBank genome assembly